AUGAAAUAGAACAUGAUUCUGAAUAUUGUGAUUGGUAUAUAAAUGGUAGAGAAUACCUUAUUCAUAAUUGACUGCAUUUACUCGAUACUUUAUUAACAUUAUGAGGUAGUUCAAAUUAUAAUAUGAAUAGUAUGUUGCAAUGGGUAUUUUAUGUGGAUUUAUGAUUAUAUUAUUACUUUUCUUAUUGGGUAAUACAAAAGGUAAUUUAUGAUUCUUAAAUUAGUGACUAUAUUUAACAAUAAGAAAUUAAAGUAUACAUAAACAUGUUUAAAUUGUGGAAGAAUGAAUAAAGAUUUUAAAUGUAAAGAAUGCAAAAUUUGUUAGAAUUGCAAUGGUAAAUUUCACUCAAAUUACUUAAAUAAAUGUUUGGAUUAAAAUUAAUUAUAGUAUUGAAUGUAUAAUAAUAAAAAGAUACAUUUUCAAGAGCAUUUGGUUGUUAGUAUUAAAAUGUUUAUUGUGUAUAUUUGUAAGGAUAUUUGCAAUAAUAUCUUAUUUGAAGGAUGACACAUAUCUAUUUCUAGUAAAGAAUAUUUAUAUAUUAGGUUUUCUAUAUUAGUUUAUCUGGAGGUGUAAUAUUAGAUUUGAUUACAUCUAUAUUCCUAAUCAUAAUUUAACAAUCUUUAUCAAAAGAACAAAAUAAUACUAUAGUAAAGAGAAGUUAAGAUUUAUUAGAUGUUAAGAUUGAUUCUAUAGAAUAAUAAUAAUAAGUUAGUAAUAAUGUUAAUCCUCAAUUAAAUAAGUAAAUGAAGAUAUUGGAAUUUUUAGAAAAGAAAUUAAGUCAUCGAAAUAAUUUUGUAAAAUCUAAAAAGAUGAAUGAAACUGAACCAAUUCCUAUGAUGUUUGAUGAAAAUGAAGAAGAUGUAGUUCAAUUUUAAAUGUAAUAAGUAAAUGGAUUUAUUCCAUUAACUUUGAGUAAUAUAAUUAAAUAAUAAUGAGUUCUUAUCGUAAAAAUUGCUCAAAAUCAGAAAUCUCUGUGAAUGACACAUCUAAUAAUGUUCCAGUCUUACAACAAAUUAACUCCCUGAAUUCUUAGCCUGUAAUGUAAGUUCGAAGACCAAGUGAUUUAAAUAGUUCUUUCACUCCUAUUGACUCUCAACAUAGUAUUAGAACUUCCAUUAAAUUAGAAUAGGUACUCAUAAUGUAUAGAAAUCACCACUUUGUACAUCAGGAGCAAUAGAUGGUAGAGCUACACCAUUAAAUCUCAUUAAUGAAGAAUCAAGUGUGAAUGAACAGUCAGACAAUAAGGCAUUUGAGACUCUAAUAAAUAAGAAACUAUCUCCAUAAAUCAAUGAUUUUAUUAUCAAAGAACCAGUACAUUGGAGUUAAAUAUUUACUCAUUAAGGUACAUAUAAGGAUGAUGAUUAAUGUAAUAAGUAUGGAUAAUAUUUGGGUGAUAAUACUUAUGCAAAAGAAAAAAAGAAACAAGAACUCUAAACAAAUAUCAAACCAAUAGUAAUUAUUAUACAAAUUAUCCUUUAUAUCUAUUACAUGUAUUAAUUUCCACUUCUCUUAUAUGGUGUAGCAUAUUCUGAUUAUAAUCUAACAUAUUAGUUACAAACCUAACUGCCAUUAUUAUUUUUAAACUUCUUAUUGUUUAGUUUGAAUAUUUAAAAGACUGCUAAAUUUAUAGAUUAUUUACCAUUGGCUGCUUUUAUUCCGUUUAUUUGUACUUUAAUUGAUUUUAAGUAUUAAUUAUAAUUAUCUUAGAUAGCAAGUUAUAUUCAUGUAAAUCAUACAUAUAGUGACAUUUACAAGAUUUUAUCAAAUGUUCAAGCAAUUACUUUAACUUUCUAUAUGUUUUAGAUAAUAUUCAAUUUAUUUCUUUACUUUAAGAAUAUCAUAAAUUCAUUUAUUCUAAAUUAUUUGUGGAUUUCUAUUAGUUAUUACAUAAGUUAAUUAAAUUCAUUAAAGUUUGAAUGAAUUCUAUUAAAAUUAGUGUAGUAUAAUCAAUAUACUUAUAAUUACAAAUAAUCAAUCAAUUUUAAUAUAUCCAAUUAAAAUUAUUGUUCUUAUUUUUAUUGUUUAUUAAUUUACUAUUAUUAGUGAUUAGAUUAAUCAUCUAUAUAGAAAUUAAAGUACAUUAAUAUCAGGAUUAAUUGAAUUCUCUAAAAUUAUUCAAUAAUUACCAUUUGAUUUAAGAUAUGAAAGUUUAUCAAUAUCAAAUAAAUAAAUUUAAUCAAGAUUGAAAACAAGAAAUUUAAUUGAUUAUGAUAGAUUACCAAAUACAUUAUCUACUAAAUUAUUGAAUGCAUAAUAUUCAAAUACUUUAAGGAAAAUACCAUUAAUAGAUAAAUGUUUGAGUAAAUCAUCAAUAGCAAAUAUAUUAAUGAAUGCAACAAAGGAAAGAAUUUUGGAACCAAAUGAAGUUUUAAUUGAAGCUUAAUAAUAAAAUAAAUUCUUAUAUUUUAUAUUAUCAGGAAAAGUUAAAUGUUAUUAAUAAAAAUAAAACAAAUAAUUUCCAAUAGGUAUUAAUGAAAAUGGAAUUUAUAAUUAAAAUGGAUUCUUUUUAUAAUAAGAGUCUGAUAUUGGUGUUUAAUGUGAAACAUGUUGUAAGAUAUUGGAAAUUAAUUCAGAAUUAUUUUGGAAAGAAAUUAAAAAAAGUAUUACUGAACUUGAAAAAAUUAAAAUGUGUUUAGAUAGAGUAUAAUUCAAUUAGGAAUAUAAACUAAUUGGAGUAACUUGUUAAAUUUGUAAAGGGAAUCAUAAAAUUGAUAAUUGUAAGAAAGUUCAUUAUAUUCCUCCAAGAUAAAUGUUAAUGGAUUAUAUUUAUUUUGAUGAAAUUAACAAAAGAUAAAAAUAUUAAAGAGUAAAUAUUUAUAUUACAAUAGAGAAAUCAUUCAAAAAAGUUCAAAUGUAUGAAAAAUGCCAGUUUAAUAGAAUAAGUUGUAUGUAAUGUUAGACAUCUAAUGUUAUUAUCAUCUGAAACUUUUAAACGCCCUAAAACAAUUACUAGUCUAGGAAUGUAAUUUGAGUAAUAACAUACUGAACAUUCUGAUGAAGAGGAACAUCAUAAAAUGUCAUAAUAUGUAUAAAAUUUGAGUCCUGUUUAAUAUGUACCUUAAGUUGGUAGUAGUGCUAGUUCUUAUGUUUUAAAAGAAUUAAAAUAAGCAUAACAAUUAAAAUCACCAAAAGAUAGUUUCAUGGUUCAUUAAAAAAGAUAUUAAGAGAAAAGAUAAUCUCAUGUGACUAAAAUUGAAAGAGGUUAAAAUAUAAUCAAUAUUUUAGAUUUAAGUCCCUCAAUAAUUAAAUAUGCUACUAUUUAAGACAAGAGAAGUUAAAAAUCCAAAUCAAUUAUAAGUGAAGAUCAUGGUAACGGAAUCUUGUAAAGUUCAGAUCAUAGAUAAUUCUCGAAAUAUGGAAUAUAAUCAUCUAAAUUUACCAAUGAGACAGCUAAGUAAUUCUAGAAUAAUCCAUUUGAUAUGCCUCUAUAUGAUCUUAAUUAAUCCAUUGAUAAUAAUCAUAGUUAUAGUGAUUAUUAUCCAAGAAAUAAUAUAGAUUAGGUAUAUACUUAUUAUUAAUUUUAAGGCUCUAUUCUCUUAUAAAUAAUAUCAAGACAGUAUAAUAUCAAAUAAGAGUAAAUAAAACAGUUGA
Paramecium pentaurelia is the source of this 3591-nucleotide messenger RNA. NCBI's taxonomy places the organism in Eukaryota, Ciliophora, Oligohymenophorea, Peniculida, Parameciidae. The record is from the annotation of a GenBank genome assembly.